AUGUCUGCUGCCAGCUGUCUGAGAUCUGAAGAUCAGUUUCUGUGCUCCAUCUGUCUGGAUGUGUUCACUGAUCCAGUCACCACACCAUGUGGACACAACUUCUGCAAAAACUGCAUCAAUGAACACUGGAACAGUAAUGUCCUGUACCUGUGUCCACUGUGUAAAAAGACUUUCUACACAAAACCUGAGCUUCACAUCAACACAUUGCUCUCUGAGAUGGUUUCUCAGUUCAAACAGGAAGCUCAACAGAAAGCCAGCAGCAGCAGCUCAGAGCAACAAGCUGCCAAACCAGGAGAAGUUCCCUGUGAAGUCUGUACUGGAACCAAACUGAAGGCCCUGAAGUCAUGUAUGGUGUGUCUGACCUCCUUCUGUGAGACUCACCUGGAGCCUCAUCUGACAGCUACACGUCUGAAAAGACAUCAGCUGAUCGACCCUGUGGAGAACCUGGAAGACAGGAUGUGUAUGAAGCACGAUAAACCUCUGGAGCUGUUCUGUAAGACCGACCAGACAUGUGUCUGCAUGCUCUGCUCUGUUUUAGACCACAAGACACAUGAGUUUGUUCCUCUGAAAGAAGAAUAUGAAGGAAAGAAGGCAGAGCUGGGGAAGACAGAGGCUGAAAUUCAGGAGAUGAUCCAGAAGAGACGACUGAAGAUUCAAGAGAUCAAACACUCAGUUGACUUCAGUAAGGGAGCUGCAGACAGAGAGAAAGCAGAAGGUGUUCAGGUCUUCACCGCUCUGAAGGAGUCUGUUGAGAGAAGCCUGAAUGAGCUCAUUGAGACGAUUGAAGAGAAGCAAAGAACAACAGAGAAACAGGCUGAAGACUUCAUCAAAGAGCUGGAACAGGAAAUCUCUGAGCUGAAGAAGAGAAGCUCUGAGGUGGAGAAGCUCUCACACUCUGAAGACCACCUCCACCUCCUCCAAAACUUCCUGUCCCUGAACGCUGCUCCACCCACCAAAGACUGGACAGAGGUCAGCGUCCGUCCAUCAUAUGAGGGGACUGUGGUGAGAGCUGUGGCUCAGCUGGAGAUGACGCUCAGUGAACAGAUGAAGAAGCAUUUUGAACUGAGGAGGGUCCAGCAGUAUGCAGUGGAUGUGACUCUUGAUCCUGAUACAGCACAUAGCUCGCUGAUCUUGUCUGAUGAUGGGAAACAAGUUUACUGUGGCGAUGUGACGAAGAAUCUCCCAGACAACCCAGAGAGAUUUACACGUUAUGUUAGUGUGUUAGGAAAGCAGAGUUUGUCUUCAGUCAGAUUUUACUUUGAGGUUCAGGUUAAAGAGAAGACUGACUGGGAUUUAGGAGUGGCCAGAGAGUCGAUCAACAGGAAAAAAUACACCCCACUGAUCCCUCAGUAUGGUUUCUGGACUAUAAUUUUGAGAAAUAGAAAUGAGUACAAAGCUGAUUAUAACCCUUCAGUCUAUCUCUCUCUGAAGUCUCGUCCUCAGAAGGUGGGGGUGUUUGUGGAUUAUGAGGAGGGUCUGGUCUCCUUUUAUGACGUAGAUGCUGCAGCUCUUAUCUACUCCUUUACUGGCUGCUCCUUCACUGAGAAACUCUACCCAUACUUCAGUCCCUGUUUUAUUGCUGGUGGUAAAAACUCCGCCCCUCUGAUCAUCUGUCCUUACCUUCUCGAGGACCGGAACUCCCCGUUUGGUCUUCUGUCAUUCGUCAGAGAAACGUCACGAGGAUCUCAUGCGGUUUGCUCGACUCAGCCAAUAGUGAUACAGGAAGGUGAAGAUGCUGUUCUUCAGUGUUGGCUGGACUCACCGAUCGAUGUGUCCACGUACACAUGUGAUUGGAAGAGAGUUGACCUCAUCGGAUAUAUCUGCGUCUAUCGAAAUAAACAGGAUCUCCAUGAUGAGCAGAUGAAGAGAUACAGAGGCAGGACGACUUUCAUUCAUGAAGACCUGAUUAAAGGGAACCUGACUCUGAAGAUCUCCUCAGUCCAGUUGAAUGACAGCGGACAAUAUGAGUGCUACAUUCCUAAACUGGAGACCAGAUGCGUCAUGAACGUCAGUGUCGUAUCAAAGGAGCAGCUAGACAGUAUGGAGAGAGGUGAAGACGACAUCACAACCAGACCUCCAGUGUAUGAUGUGACCAAGCCAGAAGAUCAUGAUGCUGCAGACACGAGGAAUCACUAUUGGAUUGCCAUCUCCUUUUUUGUGUUCAUUUCUGUGGUCUUCAUUGGAGUGCUGGUGAAAUAUGGAACAAUCUGCGGCAGGAGGCGGAGACCGAUGAAUGAAGCAGCAGAGGAGGGUAAAGACCUCGACACUGUGAAAAAAGACCUGGAAGAUGUGUAG
Scomber japonicus (chub mackerel) is the source of this 2295-nucleotide messenger RNA. Its product is annotated as E3 ubiquitin-protein ligase TRIM21-like. Gene Ontology annotation, molecular function: protein binding; zinc ion binding. Bases 1 to 2295 code for a protein of 764 amino acids. Lineage: Eukaryota; Metazoa; Chordata; Actinopteri; Scombriformes; Scombridae. The transcript is spliced from 7 exons. The record is from RefSeq and is a predicted model, not a curated record.